Molecule: messenger RNA, 988 nt
Organism: Apodemus sylvaticus (European woodmouse)
Lineage: Eukaryota; Metazoa; Chordata; Mammalia; Rodentia; Muridae
Gene: Nudt6
Product: nudix hydrolase 6
Exons: 5
Coding region: 41-982 (313 amino acids)
Molecular function (GO): ADP-ribose diphosphatase activity; NAD binding; NADH pyrophosphatase activity
Source: RefSeq, a predicted model, not a curated record
GACUGGGACUAGGCGAGAGUCUGAAAGGCCAGGUGCAGCAAUGUGGUGGGCGAAGCGAACUCCUUCCUGGUUCUGCACACUGCUCGACGCAGAGGGAGCCAGGUUCUGGACCGGGCGGCGCACAGCCUCGGGCGGCCUGGAGAACCCGGGCUCCUGCAGGGGAGAGCUGCAAGGCGAGCUGGACAGAUUUGGGGGCGUCUCGGUGCACUUGUCGCGGCACCGCACGCUGCACGGACUGGAUGCCGCCGCCUUCCGGAGGCUCUUGCAGGCCGCCGUUCAGCAGUGGCGGACAGAAGGAAGGAUAGCCGUGUGGCUACACAUCCCCAUCCUGCAGAGCCACUUCAUCGCCCCUGCCGCUUCCCUGGGCUUCUGCAUCCACCAUGCAGAACCGCAUUCCUCAACGCUGACUCUGUGGCUGGGAGAAGGACCCAGCAGGCUCCCGGGGUAUGCCACACACCAAGUGGGGGUUGCAGGUGCUGUAUUUGAUGUUAGUACCAAGAAAGUACUGGUUGUACAAGAUCGAAAUAAAUUGAAAAACAUGUGGAAGUUUCCGGGAGGCCUGUCAGAGCCGGGAGAAGAUAUUGGAGACACAGCAGUCCGGGAGGUUUUUGAAGAGACUGGUGUCAGGUCAGAAUUCAGGUCCCUGUUGGGCAUCCGGCAGCAACACAGGAGCCCUGGGGCCUUCGGGAUGUCAGACAUGUACCUGGUCUGCCGCCUGCAGCCACUUUCCUUCACCAUCAACUUCUGCCAGCAGGAAUGCUUGAAGUGUGAAUGGAUUGAUCUAGAAUACCUGGCCCGGACUAAACACACGACGCCUAUCACCAGCAGGAUGGCAAGGCUUCUGCUGUACGGACACAGGGAAGGGUUUGACAAAAUUGACCUCAGCAUGGAGGAAUUCCCUGCCGUGCACACAGGCCUGUUCUACAAACUCUAUCACAGGGAACUGCCAGAGAGUUACAGGGCUGCAACGGGGACAGACUGAAUGCCA